This is a messenger RNA of Rhopilema esculentum, 1479 nucleotides long. RefSeq lists its product as uncharacterized. The record is from RefSeq and is a predicted model, not a curated record. Lineage: Eukaryota; Metazoa; Cnidaria; Scyphozoa; Rhizostomeae; Rhizostomatidae.
AUGGUGAACUGUUGCAGUGUUUUCGGGUGUUCAAAUCGGUCCGACCGCGAAAAAAACCGCUCAUUUCAUCGUUUGCAAAAAAUAAUAACGCAUUUGGAUCAGCAAACGAAGGAGUAUUCUACUGAACGAAGAAAUAAGUGGCUAAGUAACAUACGACGUGCAGAUCUCGAGGGGAAAAAGUUUGUUUGGGUUUGUUCUGAUCAUUUCAUAACUGGUAAACCCGCGGCUCUGUUUCAAAAGUCCCACCCAGAUUGGGCCCCCACCUUGCGUUUAGGUCAUUUAAAUGUAAAAUCAGAAACUUCUUCUCGCUGGGAAAGACGCAAGGAGCGAUCAGGAAAACGUACCGCUUCGCAAUUGGAAGGCUUAGACCGGCCUACAGAUGUCGUAGAUAACACUGAGUCCUUUACGUUCGACGAGCAAUCGACUAACAACGAUGGAAACAGCUCAUCUCCAAAGUCAAUUUCAAUUGGGGUUCAGACGGACUUUACGAUGCUUGAUAUUGAAAACCUGGAGCAAAACUUGUCUUUAUUGGAGAACGAUAAUAAAGGUCUAAAAGAAAAAGUAAUUUCUAUGAUACCAAUCGAUAUUAAUAGAUUGCAGCAGGAUAACGAAAUGGUUUCGUUUUUAACCGGUAUGCCCAAUUAUCUUUUGUUGAUGUCAGUGUUUUCAUUCCUUGCUGACUCUAUUUCACAAACACACCGGAAUUGUUUGACAAUGUUUCAAGAGUUUUUGCUCACUAUGAUAAGUCUCAGGUUAAACUUAACAUUUCAGGAUUUGGCUUAUCGUUUUAAUAUUUCGAAGUCAACGGCUUCAAGAAUUUUUGAUAAAUGGAUCGAUGUCAUGGCUAGAGAGCUUAAAUUUCUCAUAAAGUGGCCAGACAGAGAAGAGCUCCAAAAGACUAUGCCUCAUGAUUUUGUUCAAGCCUAUGGUCGUACAGUAGUUGUUGUGAUCGACUGCUUUGAAGUAUUUAUUGAGCGUCCAGGUGAUUUAUUGGCCCGUGCAUGCACUUGGAGCAAUUAUAAACAUCAUAAUACAGUAAAGUUUUUGAUUGGUAUCUGUCCACAAGGUGUCAUUUCUUUCAUUUCCAAGGCAUGGGGAGGUCGCACGAGUGACAAAUAUUUGACAGAAAACUGUCACAUUUUAAACAGACUGCUUCCAGGUGACAUUGUGUUGGCAGACAGGGGCUUCAUCAUCAGCGAAAGUGUGGCACUAAAGGGGGCCAGAUUGGAGAUACCAGCCUUUACCAAAGGGAAAGGCCAAUUAUCAUCCCUUGAAGUUGAAGAGACACGAAGAAUUGCAAAUGUGAGAACUCAUGUUGAACGAGUUAUAGGCCUGGUACGUCAGAAAUUCCAAAUCCUUAGUGGUAUUCUUCCCGUUGAAGCAUGUUAUAGUCAACAUUCCAGUCCCCAGAUAGACAAGAUAGCAGUGGUGUGCUGUGCUCUUACAAACAUUUGUGACUCUGUUGUUCCAUUUAAUUAG